CUUGAGGGGAGGAACUGGAUCGAUACUUUCGUUUUGACCCUGCAUUGAAGUACAAAUGCCCUUUCAGAAAGUGAGUGCAUACUGUAUUUCACGGUUUGAGAUUCUUGUUAAACAUCUGUUAACCUGGUCAUUCUCUUAACAAAACGAAGACAUCUUCAACAUAUGGACUUGUUUUUACCACCUGCAACAAAAUGAAGACCUUUUAUGUGUUUACGUGUUUGUUUUUGUAUCCAACAUCUGCUUUAACAGGUUCUCACUCUUUGUCAUUGCUUCUAACAUACAUUAAGGGAGAAACAGCAUUUCCAGUAUUCAGUGCCAUCUUUAUGUUGGAUGACAUCACAGUUGGAUAUUAUAAUUCAGAAACGAAGAUCUACGUUUCAAGAGGAAAUACUACUAAUGAAGAUAACGUGGUGGAUCAAAGUCACCUAAAUACUAUAAGUGACUAUGUGCGUGUUCAUUUUAUGAGGAGAUCAAAUCAUCUGAAACCUGUAAACAAUACUGAAACUCAUGUAAUUUAUCAGAUUGUUAGUAUGUGUGAAGUGGGUAAUCAUAAACCUGGACAAAUGAUCACCAAAAGUGCAUUUAGGGGCUCGACGGUUGAUGAACUGCAUUUUUUUGAUGGGAAGUUUACAUAUCAGGGUAUAUUAAAUUACACAAAGCUAGAAAUCAAACCCUAUCUAGAACUAGCCAUGUGGCGGCUUGAGAAUUUAUACUACCCAGCCUGCGUAGAAACCUUGAAGAGUUACCUUAAAAAAAGAGGAACACAAGUAAACAGAAAAGUGAAACCAAGAGUCCGACUCAUUCAGAAAGCCUCUGAUUCUGGAUGGCUUGUUGCGAGUUGUUUGGCGACAGGAUUUUACCCUCGUCACAUCAACCUGACCCUGUUGAGAGAUGGACAGCCUGUAUCUGAUCAUGAGGUCACUGGAGGAGAUCUGCUGCCCAAUGGAGACGGGACGUACCAGAUGAGGAAGAGUCUGGAGAUCAGAGCAGAGGAGAGGGAAAAACACAAAUACACCUGCUCUGCCACACAUCUUAGUAUCGACAAUAAACUCAUCGUCACUUUGGAAUUUGAACCAGGCGAGCCAUAUAAACCAGUGAUAUUCUCAGUGCUGUUCAUUUUGGCGCUGGUCUUGGUGUUUGGGAUUGGAGUUUUUAUAUUUAGGUGCAGGAAAAGAAGAGCAGGUAUGACAAAAGAAAAAAACUAUUUAGAGAAUGAAAAAUUAUCCAGGGAGGCUUUACAUGUGAUGCUUAAAUAAUUGUUUAAUUUUUAUGUUACACAGUGACUGCACUAAGCUGUGUUUAUUCUGCUGCUUGAACUGAAAAUAGUUAACCAUUUUAAUUAAUUAAGCUAUUUUAAU
Danio aesculapii is the source of this 1358-nucleotide messenger RNA. RefSeq names its product class I histocompatibility antigen, F10 alpha chain-like. Bases 192 to 1256 code for a protein of 354 amino acids. Gene Ontology annotation, biological process: immune response. The transcript is spliced from 5 exons. Gene Ontology annotation, cellular component: external side of plasma membrane. Lineage: Eukaryota; Metazoa; Chordata; Actinopteri; Cypriniformes; Danionidae. The record is from RefSeq and is a predicted model, not a curated record.